ACUCUCCGUCUCCACCGGCUGAGACUUGACACCCGCACUGCUUCCACCUUGCAAUCCGAAGGGUCCGAAGGACGCGCCAUGGUCCGACGGAUGCGCUUCGUGGUCUCCGUGAAGGACGCCAAACCGGGCGACAAAGUCUUCGUGGUGGGGAGUCUUCCUCAGCUUGGACAGUGGAAGCCAGAUUGCGCCAUUGAAUUGAAGACGGAAGAUGGCUUGUUCCCCAAGUGGCAGGUUGAGGUGGAGCUGGAACAAACAAGUUUCCAAUACAAGUACCUAUGGAAGCAUUUCAGUGGUGGACAUCUGGAAUGGGAGAGCAGCGCGGAUCGGAGCUGUCUUGAGGGUAUCUUGCCAGAAGAUGGCGAGUUCAACCACAACGACUCCGCCGUGGAGUGCCCUGUGAAAGCUGGCUCUUAUGUGUACUUUCACGGUUACUACGCUCAUGCAGAUUGGGUCCAGCAGGAGUUUGCCAUGCUGAAAAGUGAACUACGGAGCCAAGCAAAGGACUUGGAGAAUCAAGGUGCGCUUCUGGAACAGCAAGCCAUGUCUUCAGGGAGGCAGCGAGCACUCAUCGACGAGCAGAAGAACCUCUUGACUGCGCUUCAGGCGGAGUUGGAGACGCAGAAGCUCCAAACCCAGCAGCUGCGAGGGCAGCUGAGUGAUUUCGCCGGGAUGACAGAGGAGCUUCGUCAGGAGAUCAGAGUGGCGGUGACGAAGGCAGAGCAGCGGAAUGCCGAUCGGCUGCUCCGGCGGCUCGAGGAGCUCAAGGCAGACAUCGACAAGGAUGUGGCGAAGGCCGAGCAGCGGAAUGGUGAUCGGCUGCUGCGGGAGCUGAGUGACUUCCGGGCCAUGGCGCCCGUGGCCGAGGAACUCACCGUGGAGAUCCGGGAGGCUUUGAUGAAGGACAUACCCAGCAUCGUGACUUCCAUCCUGGAGGAUUUCAGAGGCCACGAUCAGCCUGGCGCUGCAUUCUUUGAGGAAGAACACCAGCAUGCGGAUGGGUGCCACGAAUGCCUUGAUGCCGCAAUGCCUUCAUGUCAAUCUCAUCAAGCAGAUCCUGCGUACCAUGCUUCAAGCACCAAAGCUGAUUCAGACUCGCAGCUCUUCCCGCUGUGGACAGGUGUGGACAAAUCUAUGAAGAUCAUUCCAGCAGUUGCGCCAGUGAGCUCCGAAGAUUCCUCCAGCUACUAUCCGAGCCUCAAGGCAAAGCCGCAGCACGACCUUCCAGUGCUUGGCGAGACAUCGAUGGUCUGUUGGGAGACACCUCCGCAACCGCUCGAAGAGGAAGCCAAGAAAUUAACCCAAGAGGUUGUGAACGAGCUGAUGAGCCUUUGGAAGGGCACCAAGGAGGAGAAGACAAAGCUUCUGAAGACUGUACAGAGGAGGCUGCAUCCAGACAAGGGUGGGCAUGACGAAGCCAUGACGUGGUUCCGGGACUGGAAAGAUUGCCACGAAGUAUGGUACUUGCGAGGCUCUCAGUUGGAUCUGCCUAGCUCCACCUCUACGCAGCCAGCAGGUUGAGGGUGAGAGAGUUUAUUGAGCGAUGUGGGCGGAUCAAAGACGUCCCAGCAUUUUUGGAGCCGCUGCGUGUUCUCCAACACAGGUUUUCUUUUAAGUGUGUUGUCUUCUCUA
Durusdinium trenchii is the source of this 1629-nucleotide messenger RNA. The record is from the annotation of a GenBank genome assembly. NCBI's taxonomy places the organism in Eukaryota, Dinophyceae, Suessiales, Symbiodiniaceae.